AUCAGGCACCUCCCUCUGGCGCCGGAGCGGGUCCUGGCGUUGGGCAGUGUUUGAUCUGCGGUUCCUGAGCUGGCGUGGGUCGUUUGUCGAUUGUUGCCGGUUGCCAGUCGUUUUUCGGAAAGCCGGCAGCCGGCUUUUUCACCGGGUUCUGCUUGAGGCCGAGUCAAAGAGUGGCUGUGACUCGGGAGACGGAGUGGGACACCCGGCUGGGCAGGCCUGGUCCGAGCACCCGCGACCCAGCACCACAGGAUGAGCCCGUGCCUCUGAGGCGAGAGGCUGGUGAGGAAGAAGUGUCCAACCUGAGAGCCGUCAGAGCAGCCCUGGAAGACGGGUGGGGGCUGCUGUAGAUAGACCCUGACGCCCAGAGACCUGCUGGGAGGCUGUGGCGCGAGGUGGGACUCAAAUGCUGGAGGAAGGUGAGGAGUGGUAGAGGGAGCGAUCGUCAGGAGAUCGGCCGCUGCCUCGUUUGCCCACGACUGCGGCUGUGAGAGCCGCAUCAGAACUCUCUUCAUCUCUUCCGCAGUACUACCUUCCCCAGACCCUGCCCUUCCCCAAGAGGAAAACACAGGAGAGGAAGGAAUGGCUGCUGGUCUCCUCACAGCUGGGCCCCGAGGAUCCACAUCCUUUAGCAGUGUGACAGUAGCUUUUGCACAGGAAGGGUGGAGGUGCCUCGUGUCUACUCCAAGGGACAGGUUCAAGGAGGGGAUACCAGAAAAGUCCAGGAACCUUGUCCUACUAGGACUUCCAGUUUCCCAGCCUGGCAUGAACUCCCAGUUGGAACUAAGGGAAGGCGCAUGGAUGCUGGAGGGCAAAGACCUGCGAAAUUCCUCUCCAAACUGGAAGAUCGUAUCUGAAUCGCCACCAGAACAAGCCCUUUCUGAAGAAUCAUUCCAACACCCAAGUGUAGAGAUGUCCCCUGAGGAUUCAGACCACAGGACCGGUGAACAUGAGAAGAGCUUCAACCUGAGACCAGUCCUCUCUCCACAGCAGAGAGUGCCUGUGGAGGCAAGACCUCGCAAAUGUGAGGCACAUACCAAGAGCUUCAAGAACUCGGAAAUACUGAAACCUCUCAGAGCAAAACCAUAUGCAUGUAAUGAGUGUGGCAAAGCCUUCAGUUACUGUUCUUCCCUUUCUCAGCACCAGAAGAGCCACACUGGAGAGAAGCCCUAUGAGUGCAGUGAAUGCGGGAAGGCCUUCAGCCAGAGCUCAUCUCUCAUUCAGCACCAGAGGAUUCACACUGGAGAGAAACCUUACAAGUGCAGUGAAUGUGGAAGAGCCUUCAGCCAGAACGCCAACCUCACCAAGCACCAGCGAACCCACACCGGAGAAAAGCCCUACAGAUGCAGCGAGUGUGAGAAAGCCUUCAGUGACUGCUCAGCUCUUGUUCAACAUCAGCGGAUUCAUACUGGAGAGAAGCCCUACGAAUGCAGUGACUGCGGGAAGGCCUUCCGUCACAGCGCGAACCUCACGAACCACCAGAGGACUCACACCGGGGAGAAGCCAUACAAGUGCAGCGAGUGUGGGAAGGCCUUCAGUUACUGUGCAGCCUUUAUUCAGCACCAGCGAAUUCACACUGGGGAGAAGCCCUAUAGAUGUGCCGCGUGUGGGAAGGCCUUCAGCCAGAGUGCAAACCUCACCAACCACCAGAGGACUCACACUGGGGAGAAGCCAUACAAGUGCAGCGAGUGUGGGAAAGCCUUCAGCCAGAGCACAAAUCUUAUAAUCCACCAAAAGACCCACACCGGUGAGAAGCCAUAUAAAUGUAAUGAAUGUGGGAAAUUCUUCAGUGAGAGCUCAGCCCUUAUUCGACAUCACAUAAUCCACACUGGAGAAAAACCUUAUGAGUGUAACGAGUGUGGUAAAGCAUUUAACCAGAGCUCAUCCCUCAGUCAGCAUCAGAGAAUCCACACAGGCGUGAAACCCUACGAAUGCAGCGAGUGUGGGAAGGCCUUCAGAUGCAGCUCUGCCUUCAUUAGACAUCAGAGACUCCACACUGGAGAGUAACCAGGAACACGGUGGAAGUGGAGAGAGCCCCGGAAAUGCCUACUCAGGACUAAGGAUGAUGGGUGAGGACCCUGAGAAAUGCUAAAGGCUUGAAAGCAUCUGAGGACAUCUGGAGUCUGUAGCCCAGAGCCACAUGCAGAAAUACCUUCAAUAAAUAGCCACUAUUUCAUAUGCU
Saimiri boliviensis boliviensis (Bolivian squirrel monkey) is the source of this 2179-nucleotide messenger RNA. It is a transcript of the gene ZNF79, whose product is annotated as zinc finger protein 79. Gene Ontology annotation, molecular function: DNA-binding transcription factor activity, RNA polymerase II-specific; RNA polymerase II cis-regulatory region sequence-specific DNA binding. Gene Ontology annotation, biological process: regulation of transcription by RNA polymerase II. Gene Ontology annotation, cellular component: nucleus. The record is from RefSeq and is a predicted model, not a curated record. NCBI's taxonomy places the organism in Eukaryota, Metazoa, Chordata, Mammalia, Primates, Cebidae.